Messenger RNA from Gloeophyllum trabeum ATCC 11539, 1518 nucleotides. RefSeq lists its product as uncharacterized. The transcript has 4 exons. Gene Ontology annotation, biological process: proteolysis. NCBI's taxonomy places the organism in Eukaryota, Fungi, Basidiomycota, Agaricomycetes, Gloeophyllales, Gloeophyllaceae. The coding region runs from base 1 to 1518 and encodes 505 amino acids. The record is from RefSeq and is a predicted model, not a curated record. Gene Ontology annotation, molecular function: serine-type endopeptidase activity.
AUGUCUCCUUCAAUACUGAGUCUGUCCUUACUGGCAGUAUCCCUGGCGGCGUCGGGGCUUGCUACGCCGCUGUCUACCUCUCCUCAUUAUGCGCCUCGCGGGCGCUCGCCCCUCGUUCCCGCGCCGUUCGUUGAGGCGUUCCACCCGCACGGGACCGUCAACAACUCGUACAUUGUGAUGCUAAGGAGCGAUGUGCACCCCGAGCUCAUGCAGAAUCACCUCAACUUCCUGCAGAGCGUGCACGAGGCGGACCCUCUGGACGGUGAGGAGGCGGGUCUCCGUCACGUCUAUGACGGGCACAUCAAGGGGUACGCGGGUCGCUUCACCGAGGCGACGCUUGACGCCAUCCGGUCGAUGCCUGAGGUGGACUACGUUGAGAAGGAUCAGGUGGUGAAGACGAUGGAGGUUGCCACCGAGUCGCUGAAGACGCAGAAGGCGGCGCCUUGGGGGUUGGCUCGCGUCAGUCACCGCAACAAGCUUAACUUGGCGACCUUCCGCAAGUACGAGUAUGACCCCCAGGGCGGCGAGGGCGUCGAUGUGUACAUCAUUGACACCGGCAUCAACGUCAACCACGUCGAGUUCGAAGGUCGUGCCAAGUGGGGCAAGACCGUUCCUCAGAACGACUACGACGAGGACAACAACGGUCACGGCACCCACUGCGCUGGCACGAUCGCAUCUCGCAAGUAUGGCGUUGCCAAGGCUGCGCAUGUUAUUGCAGUGAAGGUUUUGGGCUCUAACGGCAGCGGUUCCAUGUCCGAUGUCGUUGCGGGUGUUGUGUGGGCAGCCACCGAGGCCAAGAACAAGGCGGAUGCUGCGUUGGCAGAAUUCAAGGCUACUGGCAAGACCAGCCACAAGGGUUCCGUUGCCAACAUGAGUCUCGGCGGUGGCAAGUCUCGUGCUCUGGACGAUGCUGUCAACCGCGCCGUCGACAAUGGCAUGCACUUCGCUGUCGCUGCUGGUAACGACAACCGUGAUGCUUGCCAGUACUCCCCUGCUGCUGCUGAGAAGGCCGUCACCGUCGGUGCCUCCACCCUUGCUGACGAGAGGGCUUACUUCUCCAAUCACGGUGAAUGCGUCGAUGUUUUCGCUCCUGGCUUGAACAUCGUGUCUACUUACAUCGGCAGCAACGAGUCGAUUACUACCAUGUCCGGUACUUCCAUGGCAUCCCCCCACACUGCCGGCAUGCUCGCCUACUUGCUGUCCCUCUACCCGUCUGAGACCUUCAACCCGUCCAUCGCUGACGAUGACUUCCUUCCCUCUGCUCUCCAGAGCCAGCGCAGCUCCACCGGCCUCUCGUCCGUGUACAGGCUCGCUCACUCGGUCCUCCCCAGCUGGGUCGCUGAGUUCAUGCCCUCGCCGGAGCUGAUCAGCGCGGUUGCUCCAAUCCCUGACGGCCCCAAGACCCUCUCGCCCACCCAGCUCAAGAAGGCCUUGAUUGCCCUUGCGAGCAAGGACGUCCUGGCCGACCUGCCUCCUAAGACGGUCAACAUCCUUAUCUUCAACAACGCUACGGCAUAG